GUCAACGUCGUCGCCAUAUUGAAUCGGGCAACUCGGGCAACUCACUCUCUCUUGGAAAAAAAUGCCUGAUUCAUGCGUUGCUUGGGGCUGUAAAAACCGUCGCACAGCACAGACAAAAUCCCGGGGAAUUACUUUUCACAAGUUUCCCAAACUGAAAGCGUUGAGGAAGCAGUGGGAAAUUGCCCUAAGAUGGGAAGGUUUUUCCGCCAGCGAUUCUUCCGUGCUUUGCAGUGAGCAUUUCAGGGAGCAGGACUUGGACAAGACGGGUCAGACCGUAAGGAUCAGAGAAGGAGCAAAACCAUCUGUCUUCAAUUUCCCAGCUCAUAUACAAAGACCAGUGUCAGCGCGGACAACAAAAACCUCAAGGAGAGCUGAAGAAAGCCUGCCGGUGGACUGUUCUCCGCAGGUCAAACGUCCUGCCCCAGAGACAAGACCUCCACCAAAUCUUGACCACUCCUAUGCAUUGCCAGCAGAUCCCACUGGUCUAAAGGCCAGACUCAGUGAAGCCUUGGCUAGAGUGGAGAGUCUGGAGAGGGACAUGAGGAACGUGAGGAAACGAGAACAAAGGGCAAAGACUAUAGUACUUUCUCUUCUAGAUGAUCUGAGCGGAAAGAACGUCAUAAACGAAGAGCUGGAACACAAGCUCAAUUUCUACUCUGGGAAAAUGAAAAUUCAAUAAAAUGUUGAACUCUAUGUAUAUCUCAUGUCCGCACUUUCCACGUCUCUACAAAUUCUUAGGGAAUUUCAAAUCUUCUCAUUUGACCUGCUGCCAAAAAGGGCCAUGAGUGCAAAAGAAACUGUCCACUGGUCCAAAAGCAUUCAACUAAGAGAUUUUUUUUUCUUUUCUUUUUUGAACUACCACAUGCACAUACAUUGCAAAGAUGUUUUUUUUUUUAAUGUCAUUUGACAAUAUUCUGGAUGGUUUUACAAAGGUGAAUGCUAGACUUGGCCUCAACAUGAUGUUAGAUAUGUUCAUAUGUAAAGUAUACGUGAUAUUGAUGUCUGUGGUUCCAGUGCAGGAAAACACCUGCCAAGUCAAGGUUUUUUUUUGUUGUUUUUUUAAUGUGUGUAUUCAUUUCUCAAAUGCAGUUUAUUUGUGAAAAUUUGAAAGCUGUUUUGUGCAUUGCAUGUACUUCACUUUUGUUUUUCUAAUCAUUUGUGAAUACAUGAAUAAAUAUCUAUUGUUAUAUUACAA
Messenger RNA from Pimephales promelas (fathead minnow), 1195 nucleotides. Its product is annotated as THAP domain-containing protein 6. The record is from RefSeq and is a predicted model, not a curated record. NCBI's taxonomy places the organism in Eukaryota, Metazoa, Chordata, Actinopteri, Cypriniformes, Leuciscidae.